Messenger RNA from Geodia barretti, 993 nucleotides. The record is from the annotation of a GenBank genome assembly. Lineage: Eukaryota; Metazoa; Porifera; Demospongiae; Tetractinellida; Geodiidae.
UUGGCGCUCCUGCGCGUCGACACUCCGCUGCCCCUGCCUACUGUGCCGUUCGGCGACUCCGAAAACCUGGAGGUCGGCGAAUGGGUGCUGGCUAUCGGCAACCCCUUCGGCCUAGGCCACACUGUUACCGCGGGCAUCGUCAGCGCCAAAGGCCGCACCAUCGGCGCCGGGCCGUACGACGACUUCAUCCAGACCGACGCCUCGAUCAAUCCGGGCAAUAGCGGCGGCCCGCUUUUCAACAUGCGCGGCGAGGUCAUCGGCAUCAACACGGCCAUCAUGCGCAGCGGCCAGGGCAUCGGUUUUGCCAUCCCGAUCAACAUGGCCAAGAACGUCCUCAGUCAGUUGUACGACAAGGGCAACGUGACGCGCGGCUGGCUGGGCGUGGCCAUUCAGAGCAUCGCGCCUGAAAUGCUUGAUGCUUUCAAGCUCGAUGACGCCAACGGCGCUCUGGUAUCCGGCAUCGUCACCGACGCACCGGCAGACAAGGCUGGCCUGCAGCAGGGCGACGUGAUCGUCGGCUUUCACGGCAGCGAGGUGGAGGAUUCCAGCACCCUGCCGGGUCUGGUGGCCGUUGUGGCGCCGGGAACCACCGUAGACGUGGAAAUCAUCCGCGACGGCCAGCGCAUGACCAUCCCGGUCACGCUCGGUGAACUCGAGGAAGACGAGGCCGCGCGGAUCGCCAGCCUGGAGCCGUCGGGCGUGGUAGAACUUCUGGGCAUACAGGUCGAGGCGAUUACCGAGGACAUGGCCCGCGAACUGCGGAUUGAUGACGACCGCGGCGUUGUGGUGACGGACGUUGCGGACGAAAGCCCCGCCGCCAACGCCGGCAUCCAGCCGGGCGACAUCGUCCGCGAAGUGAACCGCCAAACGGUCGAGGACCUGGAUGCCUAUGAGGCGGCCACCGCCCAGAUCGAGGACGGCGAACCCGUGCUGCUGCUGCUCGAACGCCGCGGCAAUCAUCUCUACGUGGCACUCAGACCCGAAAGGAAUUAA